AUGUCUGAGUACGGGCGCAUGGACCCGUUCUCCUUUGCAGGCUCCAGGGAUGUCCAACACCCUGUGAGCAUUCGCAUAAUGAAUCUUGAGGGUGAAGAGCCCCCUUACAAGUCCUCAACACUCCUCGAGCGAGCCGACUUGCGCCAUAUUGGCUCUAACAUGAGCCCCUCCUCCGAUCUUUAUGUCACAGUACAAGUAUGGGCUGGCUCAAAACCGUUGACGGUUCCUGUUCAGACUGCUUACAAGCCCUUCCGAUCCGAGCGAAAAUGGAACGAAUGGCUCCAGCUGCCUAUUACAUACGACUCUUUACCCGCCAACUCAUGCUUAGCCAUAACCGUGUGGGAUCUGUCGCCCAUCGGCGGGAAAGGAGCUCUUGGCCAUGCCAUACCUUUUGGCGGCACAACACUGCCUAUGUUCGACGAGGAUAAUCAAGUACAGAAGGGACGACAGAAGUGUCUUGUCCACCGACAUAAACACGGAGACGGCACUGACGGCACGAUAACACCCGCGUUACUUUCGACAAAGAAGAAAUCGUCUCGAAAAGGCCAAGUUCCUCCACUGGAUAAAGAUGCGGAGGAGUUAGACCGGAUGGAGACUCUAUUCAAGAAGCAUGAAAUGGGCGAAAUUCCACGAGUCGAUUGGCUGGACCAAAUGGUAUUUCGAAGCUUCGAAAAGCGCGGCCUGCAAGCUGCGAAGUCGUCGAUGAAAAUGCUCCAGAGGCAAAGAGCUUUAAAUGGGACGAAUGACCGGGACAGCGAAGACGAAAACGAGGAUGGACGUCCUGGCCAAUCGACGUUCUUACUCAACGUCGAGCUACCACGUUUCGACUUCCCAGUCGUUUUCGCAGACCACGAAUAUGGCCCUCCUCCUAUUUCUUCUCUCCAGAAUCUUUCAGUCUCACAGGCCAGUGUCGCUCAUCGCCAGCCACAGGUUCAGUAUGGCCCUGGCAUCAAUGCUCUAGGCGAGAGCUCCGCAGCGCUCGGUGGACGACUUAUUAAAGCUUAUGAUCCUGAAGCCGGCCAUAGAGACAACCCUGCAGAGGCCAAACAUCGAAGACUUUUCAGAAGCUCACACCGGCACGGAAUUCUUGACAAAGAUUUGAAACCGAACGCAAAGGUUCGAGAUGAGCUUAACCUUAUCAUGUCAUACUCCCCGACUCAUGUCCUCACACCCGAGGAGACAGAUUUGGUCUGGAAGUUCCGCUACCAUUUAACCAGAGAUAAGAGGGCUUUGACCAAGUUUGUCAAAUCGGUCAACUGGAGAGAUCAAAGUGAAUCGAGGCAAGCUAUACAAGUGCUUGGUCGUUGGACUUCGAUUGAUGUAGAUGACGCUCUUGAACUUCUUGGUCCCUCCUUUGACAACUCUGCCGUACGGUCCUACGCCGUAGAGCGGUUGCGAAAAGCUGACGACGAGGAGUUGCUGCUUUAUCUUCUCCAACUAGUCCAAGCACUUAAAUAUGAGCAUAUUAAAACAGACACGGAAGACGAAAGUGGUAACGAUUCAUCUCUUGCUCGAUUCCUGAUACAGCGCGCAGCGGCCAACUUCCUCCUUGGUAACUAUUUCCAUUGGUACCUAAUGGUUGAGUGCGAUGACCGCAGCCCCGAGCAAGGUGUCGAUAACCGCAACAUUUAUCGCAAGGUCGCUUAUGACUUUAUGGCUGAGCUUGUCAAGCAACCAGAUGGCCAAGAGACACGCAAGACUCUGCUUCGCCAAGCAGAGCUAGUUGCCAUACUCUCACGGAUCGCGCAAGAUGUUAAAACGUCAAGCGAAUCAAUUGCGAAGAAGGUUGAUCGUGUAAAACAUUUCUUGGCUGAUCCCAAGAACGAGCUUUUGACCUUCGAUCCGCCUCUACCGCUGCCACUCGAUCCAUCAGUACUGAUCACGAGUAUCAUCCCGGAUCAAACAGUGGUGUUCAAGUCCUCACUGAAUCCCUUCAAAUGCACCUUCAAGACCACGACCGGAAGCGCGUAUUCUAUCAUUUUCAAGUUGGGUGAUGAUCUUAGACAAGAUCAGCUUGUCAUCCAGAUCAUUACCCUCAUGGACCAGCUUCUACAAAAGGAGAACCUUGACCUCAAGCUAUCACCGUACAAAAUCCUGGCAACAAGUACUUCCGCUGGUGCCUCACAGUUUGUUCAGUCUGCCAGUCUGUCAAGUAUCGUCAACAAAUUCAAGAACAACCCAGCUCUGGCGUACCUCAAAUAUCAUAACCCGGAUGACAGACAACCACUUGGUGUUCGACAAGAAACACUCGAUACAUACGUAAGGUCAUGUGCAGGCUACUGUGUCAUAACCUACAUUCUUGGUGUUGGCGAUCGCCAUCUGGAAAACCUUCUCCUCGCUCCUGAUGGGCAUUUCUUCCACGCUGACUUUGGUUUCAUCCUCGGUCGAGACCCCAAACCCUUUGCGCCUUUGAUGAAGCUCUCCAAGGAAAUGGUGGACUGCAUGGGCGGCGUGCAGUCGGAGCACUAUAAGCAGUUCAAGCAGUACUGCUUCCUGUCAUAUACAGCGCUACGGAAGUCGUCAAACCUGAUUCUAAAUCUUUUUAGCCUCAUGGUUGAUGCCAACAUUCCCGAUAUCAAACUCGAGCCAGACAAGGCCGUGCUCAAGGUCCGAGAGCGUUUCCAUCUGGAGUUGAGUGAAGAGGAAGCACUGAGAUACUUCGAUCGGGUUAUUGAGGAUACCCUAACAGCGUAUGCACCUGUCGUCAUUGACAAGUUGCACGAGUGGGCGCAGGCUUUCCGGGCGUAG
Fusarium sp. VM40 is the source of this 2748-nucleotide messenger RNA. Lineage: Eukaryota; Fungi; Ascomycota; Sordariomycetes; Hypocreales; Nectriaceae. The record is from the annotation of a GenBank genome assembly.